CCACAGUACUUGCCUUACAAGAACGUGGCAUGCGCCAUGUGAUGGCGCUUCUCCAGCAUGUCAAGUUGUCAACGUCAGCAUAUUUUCAUCCGAAGUGGGAGGUUGUGAGAAACAUCAGUAGCACUGCUUCUUCACACGCCUCCUCUUCCAUAUCCAGCGGUAGCAGCAGCGUCGAUCCAACCAUUAUUAUAAAGAAGCAAUUUUUCUUGCAAGUUCAUCCCGACUUCUUUCAGCAGCAUCCCCGUGAGCAAAAUAUUAACAGUGAAAAUCUCAAGGUCCUGAACAAUUUUUUUGAGACUUCGUCGCAGCGAAGUUCCAGCCUUGCCUCAACUAUCAGCCCUCCCUUCGCCGGCAUUGGGGCAAGCCCACGUGACUUGGUAUUUUACGUCAAGACCCGCGCUUUACCACCGCGCACGUCUUCCACGCCAAAUUCCAUCUCGCUUCCCUCCAGAGUGGUGGUGCCAUUAAAUGACCGGGUCUUUCAUUCCCUCCACGAGAUCCUUUCCCGUCACUGUGAAUUGGGAAGCUCCUUGCCUUCUCCCUCGCCCUCCCCAGCGCCUGCGGGGCCCGACCACCGGUCAAGUAUCUGGGAUCAUAUUCACGAGCAAGCACACGAUGAUUGGAGGUGGGCUUGGCGUCGGCCAUGUGCUGAAGAUGAAGAUGAGGGCUGGGCCCCUUUUCUGGACAGAUUUGUGGCCCAUCUGCAGCGGAGAGAGACCAAGCGGGGGGGAGGGCAAAAAGGCAGGAGAGGGGACGGAUUAGGGAAAUUACAGGACCGAAAGGAAGCGGCCGAGCACAUGGAGGCAACCGGCGCCCGUAUUUGCGCGAAAUGGGGCUUCGAGAGUGUCCAGCUGCACAGAUGUGCAGCGACUGGGCCGCAGAGCACCUAGCCUUGACGCUUUGGCGCCUGGAGGCAGCCCUGGAGGAGUACGGGGACGACGCCCUCAGGGUGACCCGCUUUGCAGGCUUUGACCUCGUCCUCACCCCCUCCCGCUCUCCCUCCCUCUCUGGGGGCCAUCCGCACCUCCAGAGCUUCGGAGAAGAGGGGAAUGUCAAAGCGGCAGCCAAAGAGGGGCGGCUGGAUCUGUCCCCAUCGGAUACGCCCCUACAUUGGAUCAAGCUCCUGCGUCAGGUCGGGGUUCAGGACGUGUGGGAGGCACAGGGGUGGCGGAAGGAAGAAGCAAAACUGGUGGCCGCCUUCCAGUCGUAUGUACUGCCGGAUGCACACCUUGAAAGAGGGCGCACCUGCUCCCGCAGCCAGUACAUUGCCUGGUUGCAGUCCUUGGGCGGAGGGGGUGAGAGCGGCCUGGGAGGUAGAAAAGAGAGCAUGGAGCUACUACGACCCUGGGAGCACCUGCGGAUGCGUGUGGAAUCGGACAUCCGUCCAAGCGUUUUAGAAUGCGGAGUUUUGCAAGUGGAUCAUGCCCGUCUCCCCUCGAAACGCGCGGUUCUCGAGCUGGCCGCACGUUUGGGGCCGGCGGCAGCCGAGGCCCGGGCCACUUUUGAGUCUGAGAGCAGGCUGCUUAGAGAGGUAGAGGCGGUCUGUGUCUCCGCGGCGGGGCUGGGGCUUAAGGGCGUGCGGAAGGAGUUGGGAGUGAGCACUAUGGAAAUGAUGGGGUGUCUGGAGAGGCUGUUGGCCUUGCCCGUCGGGGAUCGGACGAGGGAAGGGUUGAAGGGACUGGAUGUGGUUGUCGGCAAGACGUACGGAAUAACCCGGGAGGGAUCUGUGCUGCUGCCCUGGAACUGGGUGACAAGAGGCGAAACCCGGUGGGAGAGAAGCUGCUAGAAGAUAGUGUGCAUAAUGUGAUCCCACAGUUUGUAAUUGCUAGCGCGGAAAAGGAAAUGCUGUUCGAUCAGAGAUGAUUUCCGGGCAGUGGUCAAUA
Molecule: messenger RNA, 1883 nt
Organism: Nannochloropsis gaditana CCMP526
Exons: 3
Coding region: 830-1786 (318 amino acids)
Source: RefSeq, a predicted model, not a curated record